UAUACGAACGAAAUUCGUAUACCCAACCAGGCAAAAGAAAUAAAAGAUAACAUGAAGAACUACAAAGUUUAUUGGUUUAGAGGCUUCAAAGGUAAAUAAUAAACGUUGAAGUGCAAACGGACGGUUAAAAUAUAACCCAUUAACCUUGGCUCAGUUCUUCCUCAUAUGUUUUAGACAAUUAGUAGUGAGCACAGACAGUAGCAAGCAACAAGCAACUGAUCAGUAUUGAAUUGUUGAAGUCGGCUAGAAAUAUAUAAUAUAGAAUGAUUUAGAAAUAUGGUCUGUUGCUCCGCUAGCUAGCUAGCUUUAUAAUCCGGUCCCCAUGGCCAGCUACUAAGAAUCACUUGCUAGCUUCAGUUCUACCACACAACCUAGCGAAGGCGGGGGGAACAGAGAGAGAAGAUAAACAAUGGCGGAGUUCGUGCUUGGAUUGACCAAGACGGCGGUGGAGGGGACGCUGAUCAGGGUGAAGUCGGCGAUUGAGGAGGAGAGAAGCCUGAGGAUGCGUGUGCAGGACGACUUGCUGUUCAUCACGGGGGAGUUCGAGAUGCUGCUGUCAUUCCUCAGCGUGGCCAACACGGAGCGCACCAGCAAUCGAGUGGUGCGCACCUGGGUGAGACAGCUCCGCGAGCUGGCCUUCGAUGUCGAAGAUUGCGUCGAGUUUGUUGUCCAUCUCGACAAGCCGUCGCGGUGGGACUGGGUGCGGCGCCUCACCUCAUCCCUCAUCUGUAUGGCAAGGCCGCCGUUGCCACUUGACGAGGCGGUCACCGAGAUAAAGCAGCUCAGGACCAGGCUGGAGGAUGUAAGCCAAAGGAACACCCGCUACAGCCUCAUCGGCGCAGGCAACGACGACUCUUCCUCUGGCUCCAAUCCCGGCCUUGUCGCGCCGGCCACUGCUGCUGAGGCAGCAGCAACAGCAUUCCACAUCCUCUGCGAGGUGUGGGAGGCCACAGGGAAGAAGCAACACGACAUCGGCCAAGGUGACUUGAAGAAACUGAUCGACUGUCAAGGCAGUGACCUUCAAGUGCUCUCGGUGUGGGGCAGUACAGGAGGAGGAGCCGCACCUGAUAUUGGGCCGUCGAUAACUCAUGUUAUCAGGAAGGCGUACGAUGAUCCAGAAAUCUGUCAAGUAUUCAAAAGUCGCGCCUGGGUGAAGCUGGUGCAUCCUUUUAACCCUGAUGAGUUUCUCGAGAGCUUGCUCACUCAGUUCUUCGCCAACUCUCACCAAGAAAAAAUAUGUGUUGUCGAUGAUCUCAAGAAGGACAACCUCAUGCAGCAAGUAAGGGAGCAGAGGUAUCUCAUCGUUCUAGAUCAAGUAUCCACUGUGGAAGAUUGGGAGGCCAUAAGAAUGUACCUGCCGGACAGUAAUAAGGGCAGCCGGAUCGUCAUGUCCACGCAGAGGUUAGGUAUUGCCCUUUUGUGCACGGGGGAGCCCUACCAAGUAUCCGAGAUUACACGCUGCUCACAUUCUCAGCCGCGCUUCUCACGUUCUCAGCCACUUCGUGCCAUUUAUAACAAGGGCUCUGGUCACCGCAGUGGUAUUGGUGAAUUUAUUCGACAGUUAAGAUCCCGUGGUGUUAUCUCCGUGUGGGGGGCUGGUUGUGAUGAAUCACUUCUCAUCCCUAAUUUGUGCCAAGGCAUAAUGGAUAAGUCCAAAGUAUUUGACGGACUAAAAUUUCAGCACUACUUGGAAUUCACUGUAUCUGAUGACCUUGAUUUGUUGAUGGAGAUGGCUGCAGAAUUAUGUAUAUAUUCUAAUCCACAAGAUCAACAGCACAAGAUGAAAGACAAAUUCCAUGAGAUGGACAGAUCAAAGAUCAUUGAAACUUGGUGUACAUUUCUGGCUGCAUACGAUGAGUUGUACCUCAUCGUUAUUAUGGGUCUCAAAUCCAAGGAUAACUGGGACUUGAUUAAAAAAAAUCUCUUAUUCGAGCCUACUAAAUGUUGUGUCGUCGUUCUUACAGAAGAUGAAAUUCUGUCCAGACACUGUGUAGAUUAUGAAUAUCGAACCCACAUGUUGGAAGAUAUUCAGCAGGAUUAUCAACAAAAUUGUGGACAAGGGGGUAAAAGAAGAGAAGAGGAAAAUUGGAAGCUUGUUAGGCGUGAAGAUGAUAUGAAUCGCAUUGGCAAUUGCUUAGCCAGACAUGGUGUGAUCUCUGUGUGGGGGAUUGCUGGUGUUGGGAAAUCAGCUCUUGUCAGAAACUGGUACUUCGAAAAAUUGCACAACGGAACGUACAGAAUGUAUGGCUGGGUGGAUGUGCAUCAUCCAUUAAUUUUGCAGGACUUCUGUCGGCGUCUACUUUUGGAUUUUUAUUCUGAUGAUCUUCAAGCCAAAGAAACUGCACUUGUUGGUAUGAUGGAAGGCCAAGACCCUAUUCAAGGGUGUUGUAAAAUUCUGAGUGAUAAAAAAUGCGUCGUGGUUAUUGAUGGACUGCAGUCCACACACGACUGGGAUUUGAUAAAACCAUUGUUCAUGUCCCAACAUUCUGAAAGUCAUAUCAUUCUCAUAACAAAUGAAGAAAGAGUUGCCACACAUUGCACAUAUAACACAGAUGGUAUGGUCAACGUUAAAUGCCUAGAAGCGGACGCAGCCAUUGAACUCUUCAAGACGGUUAACGACCUUGACUUGCCUUCCGGAUAUGAAACUAGUGUGACCAAGUGUGGUGGGCUUCCCAGAGUAUUAAUUGCCAUAGGCAAAUUCAUGAAGAAAUCCAGAUACAGAAUGAAAGAUAUAAACGAUGAUUUCAUGGGCGUUUUGGAGAAGAAUCAAAUGUUCCAUAGUUUAAAGGGUCAAUUCUCUUGGAUGCAGAGCUACUUUGAAGGUUGCUCAGAUUACCUCAAGCCAUGUAUCUUCUAUCUGUCAGUUUUUCCUGCAGGCCGAAACAUUAGACGGAGGCGUUUGCUGAGGAGGUGGAUUGCAGAGGGCUACUGCAAGGACACAAUUGGUAGUGCGGCAGAAGAGAAUGGGGAAAAGUUGUUCUUGGAGCUUGUCAACUUGAGCAUAAUCCAUAAGCAAGCUGAAGAAAGCAAGGAUUCAUGCCAAAUCAAUGGUUUCUUCCGUGAGUACAUCGUCUCACGGCCAAUGGAAGAUAACCUUGUGUUUGCACUGGCAGGGCGGUGCAACCCCAACUCACGGCGCUCUGGAAAACACCUCACCAUAGGGGAAGACUGGUAUAGAGAUGAGAUUGAAUUCAAGAGCUUGGACUUGUCGAAGCUGCGGUCUUUGACAGUGUUUGGGAGGUGGAAAUCAUUCCUCAUCUCGGAUGUGAUGAGGCUGCUUCGGGUGCUGGAUCUGGAGGACACAUCAGGUGUAACAAAUGAUGAUCUGGAGCAGAUCGGGAAGCUAUUGCUUCGCCUUAAGUUCCUGUCCCUACGAGAAUGUGAAGAGAUCAGCCGUCUCCCAGAUUCACUGGGUGGUAUGAAGCAGCUGCAGACUCUAGAUAUCAGGGGAACCAAUAUAGUUAGGUUGCCACCGGCUAUCACCAGGUUAGAGAAGCUGCAGUACAUUCGUGCUGUCACCAACAAGGUGCCAUGUGUUGAUGCCGUCACAUCCACAACGACGACAUUUGUAGUAGCAGAAGCAACAAGAGCACUUGCAGCUGCAGGAGAAGAAGAUCGUGCAGCACCAGCAGCACCAGCAGAAGCCAAUAGUGUUGGUGGUUGUACAAGCCCGUUCCUCCGAAUAUCAAGUGUUACACGGCCAUGGAGGAAGAGCAGGGCCCGUGAUUUGGUGGCAUCUAGCAGCUGGUUGAUGAGGUGGCCUGCGAGACACCAUAAUGCCAAUGACAAUAAUGGUGGUGUUGAGCUUCCAGCAGGUGUUGGGACGCUGACGGCCUUACGUGCCAUUGGUAUUGUGAAUGUUAGCAAUGGUGCAGGUGGGAACGGGAAGGCCAUCCUAGAGGAGCUCAAGGAACUGACCCAACUGCGCAAGCUCAAGGUGUCCGGCAUCAACUCAGCAAACUGGCGCGAGUUUUGCAGUGUCAUCUCGGGUCACCGCUAUCUCGAGUCCUUAUCAGUGCGGCUUGACCAGCAGGAGGAGGUUGGUGAGUUUGCUUGUAAUUUCGAUGACAUCUCCAACCCACCCAAGACACUAGAGAGCCUCAAGGUGUACGGUCCGGGGCAGGGGCAUGCACGCAUACGGCCAGUCUGGAUCCAGCAGCUUCCCAAUCUCCAAGGCGUUGAUGUUGAGUUGACCAUAUCAACCCAAGAGGACAUAGAAAGUCUUUACAGGGCAUGCAAAGUUGCAACCGAACAUCGAGUAUCGAGACGUCGAAUUUGUAUCAAUCCGACACAAGAGCACCUCACUUUUGCUAAGCCCGACAAUGGUCCAAGUUCUUGCUUGGAUGGGUUUAGCAUAGCACUAGACUCCCUCAGGAUUGUUUGCGGCUUCAAGUUACAACACUGCUAUCAGGUAACCUUUGGAUCUUUGAUCACGUUUAAAGUUGAGAUGCUCAAGGUUCAUUGUUCUAGCAGCAGCGAUAGUUCUCAAGAUGUUGGUGGAUCAUCGUCGUCUUUGCAUCUUUCUGGCCUAGACAGUAUAAUUGCUUUCAAUCAAGUCAGGCUUACGGGUUCUUAUGGCGAACAACUUAAGCAAGAUUUGCUCGACCAACUUGCCCAGCAUCCCAGCAAACCUGUCUUGAUGGUGGAGCAACCAACUUCGAUAUGAUGGUGCUGAUCAUGUGCGGCCGGUAACAAACCUUAACCGUCCAAAUCUGUAAUGGAUACAUGCAUGUUCUCGAUCGAUGCCUUUGCAUCCUGUACUAUUCUUCUUUUUCGAACAAAUCAAUGAUACAUUAAUAAUAAAUGUAUGUCAGCGCGUGUAUUCCCUGUA
Triticum urartu is the source of this 4831-nucleotide messenger RNA. RefSeq lists its product as uncharacterized. Gene Ontology annotation, biological process: defense response to other organism. The record is from RefSeq and is a predicted model, not a curated record. Gene Ontology annotation, molecular function: ADP binding. Lineage: Eukaryota; Viridiplantae; Streptophyta; Magnoliopsida; Poales; Poaceae.